Messenger RNA from Salvia hispanica, 1720 nucleotides. RefSeq names its product Tetratricopeptide repeat (TPR)-like superfamily protein (gene EMB975). The record is from RefSeq and is a predicted model, not a curated record. Gene Ontology annotation, molecular function: protein binding. Lineage: Eukaryota; Viridiplantae; Streptophyta; Magnoliopsida; Lamiales; Lamiaceae.
UAAAGCGGGUGAGAUAGUUGAUUAAUCGGAAUUCGGAUUUUCCAAAAUCAAAAUUUGGUAGAUUCAAUUUGUCAUCGGAAUUUCACACUGUUUCCGAUUAGAAUUUCUCCGAAUACUGUUUUCUACUGAGCUACCCAAUCGGAAUUUCACACUGCUCAAAUCAAUCCACAAAUCCCCUUUUUCCAAACCCGCACACACCACAUGUUCGAUCAAAUGCCUAUGAGAAACCGUCGCACUAAUUGCUUCCGAUUUUGAUAGAUGGAGAGCUUAAUCUGCUUCACGUCUCCAUAUCCCUUCCACCGCAGCAACAGAUUCUCUCCCGUAGCAGCAUUCGCAUCCGCCAAAAAACCCAACCACCGCAAAAGGCUGCAGCUUCCCAAGAAUCUCCGCCACCGCCGCCACACCGAGGCUCCGCCCGACUUCCACCCUGUGAUUCACAAAGUUGAGGAUUCCGAUUGUGAGGAAAUCGAUACAAUUGAUGGCGACGAUGGAGAUGUAUCGUGGGAAUCGGAUGAACUCGAGGCCAUUUCAUCCCUUUUCCAAGGGAGAGUUCCUCAGAAGCCCGGGAAUUUGAGCCGGCAACGGCCUCUUCCGCUUCCGAUUCCUCACAAGAUCCGGCCUUUGGGAGUUCCCACUUCCAAGAAACUGAUCAGGACUCAUGUUGCUGUGUCGAGGCAGCCAGUGUCGAAUCAGAUUUACAAGAAUCCGGCUUUCUUGAUCAGCUUAGCUAGGGAGAUCAAGAGCCUCCAAUCUGAUGAGAAUGUGUCCUUAGUUCUCAACCAAUGGAGCCGGCUUCUCCGGAAAGGAUCGCUGUCGUUGACGGUGAGGGAGCUCGGGCAUAUGGGGCUCCCGAACCGCGCGUUGCACGUGCUCUGCUGGGCUCAAAACCAGCCGCAUUUGUUCCCCGAUGACCGGAUCCUUGCUUCCACGGUUGAGGUCAUGGCGAGGGCGCACGACUUGAAGAUGCCGUUCGAGCUGGACAGCUUCCUCAACUUAUCCAGCCAGAGCGUGUACGAGGCGGUCGUGAGGGGGCUCGUGAGAGGAGGCAACACGCGCCUCGCGUGCAGGCUUCUCUCGGCUGCUGAGAGUCGUAAAAGAGUGCUGAGCCCGAGCGUGUACGCGAAAGUGAUUCUUGAACUUGGGAAGUGCCCGGAUAAGAGGGCGCUCGCGCUGCCGCUGCUGGAGGAGCUGGCGAAGAGGGACGAUCUCGCGCUGAGCCAGCAGGACUGCACGGCCAUCAUGAAGGUCUGCGCGAGGCUGGGGAAGUUCGACGUCGUGGAGGCGCUGUACGAGUGGGCGAGGAGCUCGGGUAGGAUCGUCCCCGGGGUGGUGAUGUACACGGCUCUGAUCCACAGCCGGUUUCUCGAGGGGAGGUACAGGGAUGCGAUGGCGGUUGUGUGGGAAAUGGAGGCUUCGAAUUGCCCGGUUGAUCUCCCGGCGUAUCGCGUGCUGCUGAGGCUUUUCGUUGCCUCGGGCGACGUGUCGAGGGCCGGGAGGUAUUUUGCCAAGAUGAAGGAAUGUGGUUUUACUCCAACUUAUGAUAUUUACAGGGGAGUGAUUGGGGUGUUUAUGGCUGAUGGAAGGCUUGCAAAGUGUAAGGAAAUAUGCCAUGAGGCUGAGAUGAAUGGAUUCAAGAUAGAUCUUGACAAAUUGAUGUAGUUUUUGGUGAUAUGUGAAUUUGAUUUAUAUUAAUGAAAAUUUAUGGUGUGAUUUUUUUGGA